UUCAUUUCAAUUUGUUUUCUUUUUGAUACUUACAAAGUCUUACAUUUAAUCAACUACACCCGAAGUGUUUUAUUGUUUUGUUUCUUCCAUACGGAAACAUUUCCAUCAAUUAAAAUGGCAAAUCUAAUAAAAAACCAAGUUUUUAAACAUCUCGCCAAAUAUUUUAAAAAUUUGUCAACCGAUAGUUUUAAAUUAAGUGCAAUGAAAGGUUUCUGUGAAUUACAUAAUCUUGAAUUAAAUGAAGAGGUUCUAAUGGAUCUACUAGAACUACCCGUUUGGUUGAAUAUAACCAAGGCCACUUGUAGUCACGCAGCAAUUAAGAUUCCAUGGUCAAAAAUGCCCUGGGUCCCAAUUUGCUUGGGUUUGGAUGAGGUCAAUGUGGCUGUUGAAGUCUGUGAAAAUUUCCGUACCUUCAAGAAUCAAGCAGCUUCUAGUCAAAAUGCAUCUAAAUAUGGAAUCAUUUCGAGAACAAUUGACGGCAUUCGGAUCACAAUUAGUUCGGUUGUUGUCAAAUUUACCUCACCUUUUAUUCGUGCCUCUUUCCAACUGUCCCAAUUAGAGGUCGAAAGUCGCUCUCCCAAUUGGAAACCAGUACCCGAUCUUCGUUCGACCACUUUCAAGGAUAAAGAGAAAGGAUUAGUUUUAAACUUUAAGCACAUCGAAUGGCAAACAAUGAAAUUUGAGGCAAAGACUGAAUCAACUUCAUCUUCUGCUCCAUUGCGACUUAUCUGUCAAGGCUCAUGUCGCCUGAUGAUUAAGAAAAGAAUCUCUGAUUCUCAAGUAAUGGGAGCACGAAUUGUCCUAAUGUUCAAUGAUCUUCUCUGGGUUCUAACUGAUGCCAUGUUGGUUUCAGCUUUUCAUUUCACAACCUACAUAAAUGGACUGAUUAAAAGAUCACCAAUCACUAAGACAGUUAUCGAAGAGGCAACUCCAUCUUCUCUAUCAAAAUCAUCCAAAGUUAAAUUGGCGACAAAUAGUGCUGAUGUUAAAAAACACCUCGACGCCAGUAAAUUGUUUUCCUUUGAGACUUCGUAUCAUCUGGUAAUUAAUUGUCUCCAAGUUCAAUUAUGUGAUGAUCUUGAUCCUGAACAUGGACGAAGCUCAUUACCCUCGCUUACCGAAGGCGGUGCUCUUCAUGUUGUCGUAGAUAAAUUCAUUUUAGACAUUUAUCCUUAUCAAAAAGCUCUCGGAAGUCGUGACAAUUGGCUUAAAUAUGGAGAUCCAUCAGCUAACCGAGACUCUUGGAUGAAAGCUCAUCUAUUUGAAUUCGCCGAAAGUUUAUCCUGUGGACCACCUAAAGGAUCACCUAAUCAACGAUUAGCGGAUUUAUUUUCUUCUAUUAUUUUACUUCGUGUUGGCGAUUUUUCUGUUAAAUGUGUUUCAACUUCAACCUCUCGUCGUGGAGGAGGCAGAAAAUUUGGUGCUGAUUCAGAUGAACGUAAAUUAAUUUCUACGGGUAAAUUUCCUCGUGAUAUUCCGGCAUUUUAUUUGGAAUUUAAUCAAUUCUAUUAUUAUGAAUUUGGAUCUACCCGAGUUUCCCGAACUCGACCAGUACCAGAUCCAACUCUUUUUGCGAAUGUUGCUCCAGUAAAGAUUUUAUUUGAUACUCCGUCACUCAUUUGGUUUAAUGCCUUACAAAGUAAUCUACAUAAGCCUCUCUUAGAAUUGAAGCAAAUUAUACCUCGAAGUGAAUCUAAUGUGACCAUUUUCACUCGAUUGGAAGUACUGAUGCCAACGAUUAUCCUCGAUCUUGGUAAACCAUUACCAACAGAUUCUUUCACACCGGAUGCCUACAAUAUUGAAUCAAUAAAUUUAAAUUGUUCUCGAGUUGUGAUUACCAAUUCAAUUAAGGAAACAACUUAUCUUAAUCGAUUGAAUGAUUCAAUGGUUUCCAUGGGAAGCUGCAAAUUAUUUAUUGAAAGGGAAAAAUUCCCAUGGAUUAAGGGAGUUCAUUCAAAGCCAAUUUCUAAUGGAUUUUUACAAUUAAUGGGCUCUGAGAAUAUCAAAUAUCAUAAUCAAAUUUGGGUUGUUGAUUGUGAUCCAGUUUGGUGUGAUUUUGUUGAGAAAAAAUCUUCUGGACGAACGAGACCUUUAAUUGACCCUUUCCAAGUUACCAUAUGGUCAUACCUUUCCUCUGAUCUGUUUGAUGAUGAAACUGCCAAAAGAAAAUCAACUGACCAUGAGGUUGACCAGCAAAAUCCAGAGUCUGAUAUAAAUAUUGUCCUUUGUAUUCCCACAGCUCUCAAGAUUGUUUUAGAUCAUGAGGGUUACCUUUUCCUUUUACGAUGUUUGGAAAAAUUUGAACAAUUCAAUGACUACCUGACCAAUGAUUCUCGUAAAAUUGAGCAAUACCAUGGAAUUGAGUCUUCUGGUUCACCAAGACUCUCCUUGAUCUCAUUAAUUAAAAAUGUUGCAAUUGAAGUGAUUUUAGAUAAACAGGAAAAAGUUAAAAACAAUAAAUCCGGUUGUUCAUCGUCCAUGGGAAGUGAUCAUUCAUCACCAAUGAAGCAGAUUAAUCAAUCCUAUUCGGAUCAAAAUUUGGCUUCGUCGAAACAAUCAUCAGAUCGAUUAUCAAUUAUGGAGCUUUCUGAAGUGCCCCUUGAUCCAUCAGGAUUGAAUACUGAUCGAUCAAGUUCAGGUUAUCGAUCAUACUCCGUUCGAGAUUCUGAUUUAAGUAUAAAUGAGAGUAUCUCAGGUUUUGAAAUUUUAAAUGAUCUUUCCCCAAUCGAUGAUGAUGACCGCUCUAUCCGAAGUGACCUUUCAGAUGAUCAUAUUGCAAAUAACCUCGAUAGUAUUACGAUUGAUGACGAUGUUUACUUUACCUCUAAUGGUUCCCCUCGGAUAAUUGAAGAGGCAAUGGAAGCAACUGAAGCUAUUCUCAUCUCAGACUCGGAUAAUGUUAACCAACCAAAAAUCGAGAUACUUUCAUUGUCAUUGGUUAAAUUACAAUUGGAUAUCUGUGCAUUUGUCAAGCAAGCUCACGGUUUCCAAUCCUCUUUACUUGCUUUCAUUUCUGGAUUGGAUUUUAGUGAAUUUCAAAAGAUAUCCUAUGAAGAGUACAAAAGGUUGACCUCAAAUGUGAAAACCGACGAUGAAAAUGGUGACGGGAACAAUGAAACUGAAUCGGCUAUCGCUCAGUGUGGUGGUGGUGAUUCAUUUUCUCAGAAAGAUUCAUGUUUAUCCGUUCGCCUUGAUAGUAUUUUACAUCCUAGUCAAAAAAGUGAUUUAUGUUCUGUUAAUAUUGACCAUUUAAAACAAACAAUCAACAACGAGACGUUAUUACAAUUGUUAGAUUUUCUUACCGAUCCCGAUGCCACCCAAAUUUUACCAAUUCUCAUUUACCUUCAAGAUGUUGGAUUCAAAUUAGUUGAUUGUACUCUUAAAACGCCCCCGUUGACUGUUAAUCUAAAAGAAACUCUCGUUCAAAGAUCCAAAGAAAAUUGUAUCAAUAUUUUACCUUCCACCUCGAAUGGUUUUAAACAGCUAAUGAAAUUCCGUGAUAAUUUACUCAAUUCAAAGCCAUUCGAAAGUGAGAGGAGCGACUAUACCGAAAGCAAUUUACCCGAUGUGACAGAAAAUGACUCUUCAAUCAAUCAAAUAAUCGCCGAGAAUGAACGUUUGAAGAGGCAAAUUUCUGACCUGAAGCAACAAAAUCUCACGUUGAAUAAUAUUUUAAAGACUAAUAUGGAUAAAUGAUCAUCUUUAAUUGUUUCAUGUUAAUUAUGGAUUGUUGUUCCUUACUACAUAAGACUAUUGAAAUGAAGGAAAAGAUUUAAUUUUUUCCAUUAAAAUGAUUUUUGAUAUUUUUCUUUUUCUAUUAA
Panonychus citri (citrus red mite) is the source of this 3821-nucleotide messenger RNA. Its product is annotated as bridge-like lipid transfer protein family member 3B. Lineage: Eukaryota; Metazoa; Arthropoda; Arachnida; Trombidiformes; Tetranychidae. The record is from RefSeq and is a predicted model, not a curated record. The transcript is spliced from 6 exons. The coding region runs from base 115 to 3696 and encodes 1193 amino acids.